CCUUACGUGAAUGCAGUAACUGAUAACUCUCUUGAGCAUGUUUCGCUCUGCCGGUUAUUAUCGUGGUGUGAAUUGUCCAUUCUUUGCCAGCGGACUUUGUGAACGCCCGUAUUGUCACUUUAGACACGUCAAACAAGAUCACAAUGAAGAUCUGAACAGCAGGGCACAUACUCCAUCUGCCUCAAAGGAUGCUAGUACCUAUUUGGAGAAGCUAUCGGAUGGACAGUUCCCAUUGACAAGUGAAUCAAUCAAGUCUUUCUCAAAGGACAGUGAUGUGGAUCUUGAUGAAAAGAAAUUCAACGAUCAAAUUUUCAACAAGUAUACAGGUGAACCAAUAGUCAAUGAGGAAUCAGAAAAGUUGGGAACUAUUGUCACAAAUCAAAAUGACAUUGAUAAAUAUAGUCAAAAACCGGUGGAAUACAACAAAUAUACAGGAGAGCCUAUUUAUCAUAAAGAAGAUACAUCAUCAUCUUUGAAUAAACGAUGGACAGAAGCAGUGCUUGGAAGUAGCACUCCAACCUAUAAUCCUACUCCAUUGAGUGAAUUGCAAAAACGAAAUGCAAAUCCAAAUCUGAAUAAGUAUUCAUUGUCAGUUAGUUCAAGUACUUGCAGCCAAGAAUAUGACCCAGAAUCAAACUACUCCACCUCUACUAAGCUCACCCAUGUUCCAGUCCCUCAAGUUGGUCGACCUUCAUAUGCCAGUAAGAGGUCGUGUAGUUAUGAUCCUUCAAAUGUCAAGUACAAAAAACCUGUUCUCAAAAGACAACGUGUAGCUUCAUUCUUUGAUGCAAAGUUUAGUUCUGAUGAAGAAGAACAACAUACAAAAGCAGACCAUGGAAACGAUGAAAAAACAGCUUCAAGUGACAAAGAAGAUAAAUUUCAUCUGAAGGAUGUCAAUUAUUUUGAGAAGCUUUUGGAUGGACCAAAGGAUGUAAAGAAAAACCGUGUUAAAGUUGAAAGUGAUGAUUCACUAGAUUCUUUGGAUGAAGAUGUCGAUGUUACACCUUUACUGGAAAAAUGUAGAAGGCGUUCACAGUCAGGGGGCACUGAUUAUGACAGUGCUGAGGAGAAAAUCUCCAAUACAGAUAAGGGAGACAACUCAAACACUGUCAGAGAGAUUAUCUCUGAUGAAGUUAAUGAUAGCUCUGAUUCUGUUGAUAGAAAAACAAACAAAGCAUUCAGAGUGGAAUCAAUCCCUAGCAUUGGCAGUGAAAAUGACAAAUCUGCUGAAAAUUGUGAUAAAAAUGACAACAAAAAUCACAGUGCUUUGUCAUCACAUUCAAAAUCUUCCCACCAAAGAUCUAGUAAUUCUCAUAAGUCACUAAAAGAAUCAUCAAAAAUUUCUGUGGAAGAUGGAAAUUCAACUCAUAAAUCAUCAAAGGAGUCAUCUUCAUCGAAAAAUUCCCAUAAAGGGUCUGUUAAUUCAUCUCAUAAAUCAUCUAAAGAUUUGUCUUCAUCGAAAACAUCCCACAAAGGGUCUAAUAAUUCAUCUCAUUUAUCAUCAAAGGAAUCCUCAACAAAAUCUUCCAAUAAAAAAACUGAACAUGUAAAAUCUUCUCAUAGUGAUAAGAGUUCACAUCGUUCUUCAUCAUCAAAGUCUCAUUCUAACACAUCUAUAAGUACAGAUCAAGUGGUCAUAUCCAAACGAAAAUCCCGAGAUUCCCAAGACAGUAGAUCACCAGAAAACGAAAACCAUCCGUGUAAUACUGACAAUUCAAAAAGUGUUUCUAAGUCAUCUACUAAUAAUCACAAACAUUCAAGACAUUCAAAUUCAAAAUCGUCAUCUUCAAGCAAACACAAGCAUAAUUCAGAAAAAAGUCACACAAAAAAUUCUCACAGUUCAUCACAUGGCUCAGGGUCUAGUAAACAUAGCAAAGACAAGCAAGUCAAACACAAAGACAGUACAGAAGACAAUAAAAAAGGGACCAAGUCUGUGUGUUCUGAAAGGAGAAAGUCUUCGGAGACGACCAAGAAAAAAAUUGUAGAUAUCAAUGUCGAUCUUUUUGGUGCAGACACGGAGGAUGAGGAUGAUGAUGGUGACUUGGUGGAGGUGCCAAUGGUGACCGAUGAAGGACAUCUCUCCGAGAGUGACAUGAUAGCAUUUCUCAAUGAUAGUGAUUACUCAGAUGAAGACGUUGAUAGAUAUGAUGAAUGUUUAAGAAUAUUUCAGGAAAACAGUGGUGUGCAGAAUAAUGCCAACAAAAAGAAAUUAUCUUCAGAAAAAACCCAGGAUGCAAAUGUCCCACAAACCCCAACUGGCAAGCAGCGUAUGGCACACAAGAAAGAUUCUGAGUUUACCAGGAAAAUGAAAGUAUUUGAGAAACCAAAGACCAAGAUGUCUCCUGCUGAGGUGAUGCACAACCGUUUCCUCCAGAUACAGAAAAAGGCCCAGGAGGCUGCUGCUGCUGCUGAAUCUGGAAGUAAUGGAACAGCCUCAUCCUCAACAGCAAGAAAGUCUCUCUUGUCUGGGACUAAAACAAGGACUGCCCACAACCCUUCUACCUCAAAAACUAAUGGUGCAUCCUUGGGGAAAACUACCGUCACCACUGCAUCACGGACAGAGAAAAGGAAGGCUCGCACUCCAAAUGUUUCCAACUUGGCAAGACCAACAAUUCCUUCCGAGUUUGGGAGUAAAGUACCAUUUAAUAUCCGUCAACGUUAUCUCAAUCUCAUCAUUGAUGAAUGUCUCAAAAUAUGUGAUACAGAAAAAGAAGCAUUUGAUAAGGGUCAGAUGGAGGAGACUGCAGUGUACAAGAGGGCUUCCAGUAAAACUGUCUACCUCAAUAUUGCUGUUAACACCAUAAAGAGACUUCGCACAGAACAGCCUGGCCCAUCCAGUUCUAAAAAGCCAAAGCAGACCGUGUUCCAACUAUCACAUGAACAGAUACUUGGGGGUAAAAAUGCCACAAAAACAACAUUCACGGUCAAUCGAUCAGGCGGGGGCUCAAAAUUACAAGAGGAAAAUUUUAAAGGAGCUGAAUUGUAUAAGCGCCUGACUCGGUACAUUCUGACAGACGAGCAGAUGAAAGAGAAUGGUUUUCCUAGACCUUCCCCAACCGUUUCAGGCUCAGCCAUUUUUCAUGUUGAGCCAAGAAAGAAAAUCAAUGUUCAGUCAUCAAAGCCAACAAAUUAUGAGAAAUUGUGUGUCAGAUGUGGUAAGAUUUUCACUGUGUACCCCAACGGAACUUAUGCCACCAAAGAGGAGUGUUCAUAUCACUGGGGAAAAGCAUGGAAGAAACGUGUUGCUGGUAUGAUUGACACAAGGUAUACCUGUUGUCAAGGUGACUUAUCAUCAGACGGCUGUCAGAUUGCCAAGGGCCAUGUCCACGAGACCAACAAAUGGGAAGCUCUGUCUGGGUACAUGAAGACAUUUCCAUGCUCACCGCCAUGUGAUGGAGACUACGGAGUGUUCGCCUUGGACUGUGAAAUGGUUUACACAAAGUUUGGAAUAGAGCUAGCACGAGUCACAGUCACAGAUCCAGAAAACGACUGUGUGUACGAAACACUUGUCAAGCCAGAUGGAGCUGUUAUAGAUCAUAACACAAGGUUCAGUGGACUGACUGAAGAAGACCUGAAAGAUGUGACCACCACACUGAGGGAUGUACAGGCUGUGUUGCUCAGCCUUUUUUCUGACCGCACUAUCGUCAUGGGUCACAGUCUGGAGAGUGAUUUCUCUGCCGUCAAGCUUCUACACAACACUGUCGUGGACACCUCAGUCGUGUUUCCACACAAGAUGGGACCACCCUACAAAAGAGCAUUGAAGACACUCAUGGCGGAAUAUCUGAAGAAAAUUAUCCAAGAUGAUGUUGGCGGCCAUGACAGUAAAGAGGACUCUACAUCGUGUAUGGAACUAAUGCACUUGAAAAUUAAAGAAGAUGCACGCAAAGAACCAAGGCGAAGUUGAUGAGCACGCAAAGAACCUCGGCAAAUAGAUCGGCAUGCUAAGUAUCCAGGAAGAGUUGUUCAACACAGAAGAAUCGAGGUGAAGACAAUCAGUGUGUGGUGAACCCAGGCAUAGUUGAUCAUUGACAGAUGACAAAGAGUUGUUUGAUUUAAGUUUUCUAAGAAAUUCAUGUUCAAUCUCAACUUCUAGAUACAUUUACACUUAUCACUGUAGUGACCUGUGAUAGUCUUGCCACUUUUUUACCAGGAAACACUGGAGGAGGAAAUCGUGGGUUCUAUCAGUCCAAUCAUAAAUAUAUAUGAACUGAGGUAAAUAUUUUUUUGGAUACAAUUGUUUAGAUAUUGGGAUUAAAAUUGUUCAAACUGAUCAUAAGGAAUGGUUUUAUUGUGUACAAGCAAUUCAAAACAUGUUAAAACAGUGCGGCAGUUUGAAUUUGGUUUCAAGUGCUGUCCUAUGUUUCAGGUAGAUUCAGAUUUUGAUUUAAAUGGUUAGAAAUUUUUGCAGCAUUUCGUACGGUGUAUAACGUAUGUUGUUCAUAUUCCAAUAAGUUAGAAGUAUGGUAAAUACAGUAAUAUUUAUUCAUACCAGGAUAAUCUUGUUUAAGUUUCCAUUUUCUGGAUAAUUACCUUCAUAAGAUGUGAACACUUAUUCUAAACUUGAUGUUUGAAUUUUUUGAAAUAUUUUUUCUGAAGAUGUUAUUUUAGAAUUGGAAGUUCUGACCAAAGCCAAAGUAGGAAAAUUACCAUCUGGUGCUUGAGCUGGGGAGGUUUCAUAAGUGUAUAUAAUUGCUGUCAAGUCCGACACAUCUUCUUAAAAUAGGGCUGUUAGGUGUGCGUUAUUGUGAGGACUAGUGUAUAAAUGUUUACAUGUUUUGUGUGGCAUGUUGCAGUAAAUAGAGAAAACAUUCUCAGAUAUUGUUUUCUUGUUGAAUGUAUGGUAGUCAACUUGAAAUAAUUUGUUCGACAGAUAUUUGCGAAUUAUUGAAACAUCUAAAACAGAAGAUUGAAUGUUACUUUACUGUAAAAAAUAGUUCUUUCUCAGAAGAAAAGUUCCAUAUAAUAUUUUAAUAUGA
Messenger RNA from Ylistrum balloti, 4976 nucleotides. RefSeq names its product RNA exonuclease 1 homolog. Gene Ontology annotation, molecular function: metal ion binding; nucleic acid binding; exonuclease activity. NCBI's taxonomy places the organism in Eukaryota, Metazoa, Mollusca, Bivalvia, Pectinida, Pectinidae. The record is from RefSeq and is a predicted model, not a curated record. The transcript has 15 exons. Bases 38 to 3904 code for a protein of 1288 amino acids. Gene Ontology annotation, cellular component: nucleus.